AUGCGCCUGAGGCAAGAGUUUCUGGAUGCGUUGAAGGAAUGCGGCGCGAGUGCUGCCCGGGGCAUCUCGUCGUUCGAAGGGAGCGAUGAAAAUCAGGUGCAGACAGACGCAGGAACAGCGCUCAGGAGCAGCGCUCCUCUCGAAACCCAUCGCCGGCAAGCCGAAAGACACGUGCGCGAAACCGGCGAGCAGAGGCGACAAGAGCGCCGCAGCGCGGCGGCGAGUACGGCGACAUCGUUCGGCAAGGCCAAAGUCGACGGGGCCCAGGGAGAAAACCUGCAGUACUCUUCAGCGAUAGAAUUGAGUAGAAGCGAGCGUGCGGCGUUCGGUCGGGUCGCGGGGGCUCCGCACAAUCUGGUCGAGGUGUUACCGUCGCUCGGACCGGCGGAAGUUUGCGCUGAAAAGGAGCAAGCACGGUGGGAAGGGGAGGAAGAGAAAGGCUCUCAUAGUCAAGUUCCGCGUCGGAGGGAAGUGGCACACGAGAAUGGCGCCACCCGCUUCCAGAUAGAACAAGCGCAUCAGGGCGAGGGCGCAGAUCAACACCGCACGGCCAAGAGGCAGCAACAAUCUAUUCCCGGGGGUGAAAGAAGGCAAGGGGUCACAAUAGUUGCGGUGGCGGCGGUCGAGGAGGAGGGAAUGCAAUCUCAAAGGUCAGGUGCAAGACGUGUCGCACUUGGGGGAGCAGGAAGAGAGCCAGAAGAGCAGGGAUCGGCGGAAACGAACCGGGCCAACAGCAUGGUGAUAGACGGAGAAGACGUCGGGGUGGAGAUUGCCAGGCCCACCCGCAGCGGGGAAGCCCGGCCUGGGGGCAUUCAGCGUGGAGUAGCCGACGGCGAUCUGGAGAUGACAGACGGAUAUUGGGCAGGGGAGCGUUCUCUGUCGAGACGGCGACAGCGGCAGGACGCCGGCGGUGUGGUUGUACCACUUGAGGGAGGUGCGGAGGCAGCUCCCAGCCAGAACCAGGGGGCUGGGGUCGAGGUCGGGAACACCGGCGUGUGGGAACACAUGGAGGGAGAAGACGGCACUCCAACGGGUGGGACCAUCAUGAAAGUCAUGAUAGCUGGCAUUGAGGUGUCGGUCCCGUUGCCGCCACAGACCUUUCGCGCCUGGAAACAGCGAGCCUCGCCGGCGGGGCCGCCCGGUGCUGAGGACGGCGAAAGCGACCACAGGGGCAGCAGCAGCAGGACCCAGCCCGCCGCGAACGCCACUGCCGACCGCCAUCCAGUCGCCUUCACCACCAACAGCGAAUCCGAGGCAACAGGAGGAGUAGCCCCCAGCACCAGAAGGCCUGGCCGCGACGAUCGUAACCGUUCUUCAUCUACCCCGCGGGCCUUUUCCUCCGCCAAUGCAAUCGAAGGUAUCGCUAAGGUCGGUGCGUCUGAGGACGACCAGCAACGGCCAGGCGCUGACACCACGAGACGGAUCGCUCCAGGGGAAAAUGGUUAUGACAAUGUUGGCGCUGGCGGGGUGCUAUCGGCGGGAGACAACAUCAGCACCGCCGGCUCGGGCCCGGCACCAGGGUCGGGGAGUUGCGAAAAACCUUUCGCUGUGAGAGACAAGGGCGAUGCCAACACCGGCGGAGAGAAUCACCAGUGGCGACGCUCCUCUUGCCAGGCGGCGGUCGCGGUAACGUCGACUGAACCUGCGACUGUUGCUGUAGAGGAGGUCCGUCAGAUCGACGAUGGCACCCGCUCACGACGAAGCAGCCAGGGACAUGUGCAACAACUAGAUUCGGCGCCCGUGGACGAAGCGCUCGAAGACCGGCCGGGCAAGUUGCACAGCCACCACUACACGGUAGGACCGACAUUCGGAGACUCAGCAAACGUUACCGUGGCAGUGGAUGGUGAAACAGCGAGGAACAAACCAGUAACUGCUGCGACGGGAGCGGCAGGGGCUACCGGAGAGGAAGCAGGAGGAGGGACGUCAGCCAAUGCGGAUGGCAAAGGCGGCAGCAAAGUGUAUUUCGCGUCUUCAUCGGAGGAAGAAAACGAAAACAACGACGAAGACGCAGGUAACGUGGCCACAAAAAACACCCACCCCCCGCCAGACGAAGCUGAAGGAAGGAACCCCGGAGACAGCAGCGCCGAUGGUGGUGUGUUCGACACCUCUAGGCGGAGUUUUGGGACGUGGGGUAGCAGCAGCUGGAUAGAAGAGGAUCAGGCGGCCGCGGCCGCUGCUUCAGCAUUCGCUGGAGGGGUGGGCUGGCGGAGGCUUCGACGUGAUACCGUAACGGCCUUGGUGCGGGAGCUCGAAAGGACAUGGCAACGGUCGUGGCCCCGUACGGACAAGGACGGCGAAGACGGCUACCUCCCGCCGUCGCCCCAGCUCCGGCGGCGACCUCACCAUCACCGCCGGCGGCAGUCAACACCGGCACCGUCGCCGGUAGCGGCCGCCACCGCACCAGCCUCUUACCAUGACGCCGAAGGCGGCGGCGGCGCCUCCCUGGGCGAAGAAAUCUACGGCGGCGGCCGCCGUCGUCACAGCGAAAGCAGUCGUCGGCCGAAGAGUGGCGGCGGCGGCGGCGGCGGCGGCGGCGGCGGUGGCAGCGGCAGGGAAGCGGGGGAAGACAUCGACAAAGUGCGCCUCGAGCCGAUCCAGGCGGCAGGUGGAGUACCGUUCGGGUUUCCAGUAGACGACGGGUGUGGCGGUGAUGGCGAGGGAAAUUGUGAUGGCGUUGGAAUCGGUGGUCGCGGUGGCGGCCGCGGUGAAAAAGGCACUGGGGAACGGACCGCGGUGGGUACGGCUACAACAUCGGCAACAGUGAUAGCGCACGCGGGAAAGCCAGGAGGACAGGAAAACACACCGCCGGAAGCGCGGAGGCAGGCAUCAGAGACAAGGAUAGCAGGGUUUGACUCCGAGGUAAGACCUAUCUCCAUUCCGUCUCCGGUCGUGGGGCGGCGGGGAGAAAGGAGCGGCCCGGGACACCCUGCCACGACGUCUGCGGCUGGGUCAGGGAUGCGACCAGGGGCGGGAGAUUCGGGUUAUCUCCCGCAGGGUGGGCAGCAGGGUUCGUCGAGGGUUGAAGGGGAGGGGCUUAGCGUGAUUUCUUUACCGUCCCCCGCCGGCCAGUUCGGUUGCUCUCCGAUGCCGAGGAGCAUUCGUCAAGCGGCGUUACUCAUGCGGGGUGCCAUCAGGUCGCUCGUCCGUCUAGCGUUGCUCAAUGCAUGGAAGAGAUGGACACAGAACGAGCUGCCGCCCCUCCUGCCGCCGCAGGGACCAGCGGCACCUCCGGCGGCAACCACCGACAAAAGCCGCAGCGAGCGGCGGCGGCAGGUAUGCGAGGCGCGCCUACUCUUAAGGGUAGGGGAAGCCGGGAGGGGGAAGGGAGGCGGCGGGAACAAGGAUGCUCGCGCGGAGGAAGUGGACGUGGGCGCGGAAGAGGACGAGGCCAAGGAGGACAUGUGGAGGCGAAGACAGGCCCUUCUUCUGUCCUUCGUCGACGGCCCAAAUGGAGAAGAUGAAGAGGGGGUUACCGCUGAAACCGCCACCGCUCCCGUCGAUGGUUCUGCUAGCCCCGGUCCUGACCGGCUCGGAACAGCGCCGGUUGGUGAGAGCGGAGGAUUCGCUUUGCCUGACGACAGCCGGCCGGAAUACGGCGAGAUCGAACCGAGGGGAGCGAAACGGGACGUUCUGGCGAAGGGUGAUACGGCCGCCGAACCACCGCCGGCGUGGCGGGAGACGGAGGAGAAAGGAGAGGGCGAGGGGGGGUGUCGUGAGAGGACUGGAAGGAUGGAUGAGAGGCAGAAGGACGAGGAGAAUGGCUUUCCGCUGCUGGUGACGACUGAACGAUUAACGCAGGAGAUGGCGCAGGUGAUGAGCACGGGAGGGGGAUACCUCGGGGUAACCUGUCUUGAAGUAGCGCCGACCUGGUAA
This is a messenger RNA of Ectocarpus sp. CCAP 1310/34, 3873 nucleotides long. NCBI's taxonomy places the organism in Eukaryota, Phaeophyceae, Ectocarpales, Ectocarpaceae. The record is from the annotation of a GenBank genome assembly.